GCCAUGAACUACAAUACUGUCUCACUGUCAAGAAAGAAAAGAAAAGCCAUAAAACAUGCCAGCAGCCGUUGGCCACAAGAUGAGAUACCAUAUGAAAUUAUUCCUGAUCAGUUUAACGAUGAGGCGUUAGAUCUAAUCUACCAAGCCAUGCAUGUUUGGCAGCAGUACACUUGUAUCAAGUUUAGACCUGUUCACUCUCUCGACAGAAAUUAUAUCAAAAUCAUUAACGGGACUGGUUGCUAUUCACAAGUUGGAAUGAUUGGAGGCCCACAGGAAGUCUCAUUAAAUACAGCUGAUUGCAUCAACCUAAAUUUUAUUACGCAUGAACUGGGACACGCAAUUGGAUUCUUUCAUGAACAAAAUCGCCCAGAUAGAGAUCAGUUUGUCACAAUAAUUAUGGAAAAUGUGGAAAACGAGUAUAAUUAUAAAAUAUCCUAUGAAAUUGACACUUAUGGCGUGCCAUACGAUUAUAAAAGUCUUAUGCAUUACAGCGGGGAUGGUAAAAACGGGAAAAUUGCCAUUCAAACAAAGGAUCCGUCUUUUCAAAACAUUAUUGGAAAAGCCAAUGGAUUGAGCUUUAAUGAUAUCAAACUUGCCAAUCUGAUGUAUAGAUGUAAUCGGAAAUGCCUUAUCCCGCUGAGGUGUCAAAAUUUUGGCUUUCAAGGAAAGGAUUGUAAAUGCUGGUGCGAAGGAAACCCGGUUCAACGUUGCUAA
Messenger RNA from Candidula unifasciata, 714 nucleotides. The record is from the annotation of a GenBank genome assembly. NCBI's taxonomy places the organism in Eukaryota, Metazoa, Mollusca, Gastropoda, Stylommatophora, Geomitridae.